This is a messenger RNA of Lactuca sativa (garden lettuce), 4222 nucleotides long. RefSeq lists its product as uncharacterized. Gene Ontology annotation, cellular component: nucleolus. The record is from RefSeq and is a predicted model, not a curated record. Gene Ontology annotation, molecular function: DNA binding; transcription factor binding. NCBI's taxonomy places the organism in Eukaryota, Viridiplantae, Streptophyta, Magnoliopsida, Asterales, Asteraceae. Gene Ontology annotation, biological process: regulation of DNA-templated transcription.
AUUUUUUUUAAAGAACAUAUUAGGGUUGACGACUCACGAUAACUAAAAUCAGUCUCGUACUCUCGUUCGCUCCUUCGCCUCCUGAGUCCCGCCUCUACGCUUUGGACUUGCUCUGCAUCCGAUUCCUUGCGUCCACCUCCUGCGAACCCCACCAGGAUCGACUGCUUUCUUCCGGCGACUUCUCUACUUUCGACCAGGUUCUUCUCCGGCGACUUCAGAUAUUUCCUAAAUUCGUUGACAUCAAUGGGUAGCAAGAAAAGGAGCUCUGAUAGUGUAGAAGAAAUAGAUAUCCAAAAGAGCAAUACAAGCUCUGAUAGCAAAGUUUCGAGUGAGCAUUUGAAAAAGAAGAUAAAAAAGGUGAAGAAGAACGAAGAGGAGAUAGAAAAAUCAAAUAAUAACGAUAACAGCUCCAAUGGUGUUAAACCAAUGGAGAGGAAGAAAAAACGAAAAGCAUUAGACAAAGAAAAACACCGAGCUACAUCGGGUGAUAACACUGAAAUGAAGCCAAUUCUAGCAAAUUUGGAGGUCAAAGAAGUUGAGAAGAGUAGAACAAGUAACAGUUUGCCUGAGUUUCAUAUAGGCGUGUUUAAGGAUUUGGGAUCUGCUGAUGGUUUGGUAAGAGAAGCUGCUGCAGAGAGAUUGGUGAUGGAGUUGCAGGUAGUUCAGAAGGCUUAUAAUAUGCUUGAGAAGAAGGAAGAUGUUGAUGGUGGGUUGAAAUUGGAAGCUGAGAAAGACGAUGGAUUGAAUAACUGUGCACCUUCCUUAAGAUAUGCUGUCAGAAGGCUUGUUCGUGGUGUGUCCUCAUCAAGAGAGUGUGCAAGACAAGGGUUUGCAUUGGGCUUGACUAUGUUAGUUGGUGCAGUUUCUGAUAUUGCAUUGGACUCUUUGCUGAAACUAAUAGUUGACUUAUUGGAAGUCUCUUCUUCUAUGAAGGGACAGGAAAUCAAAGAUUGUCUUUUAGGUCGUUUGUUUGCUUAUGGUGCUCUUGCAAGAUCAGGAAGACUGAUUCAGGAAAGCGAGUAUAUUAAGGAAUUCACUGGUGCUGUUAUUACACUAGCCACCAAGAAACGUUAUCUCCAGGAGCCUGCUGUUAUUGUUAUCCUGCAGUUAGUUGAAAAGUUGCCUGUUAAAGUUGUCUUGAAGCAAGUUCUUGAUGCUCCUGGUCUCCAUGAAUGGUUUGAAGGAGCCACAGAAGCUGGAAAUCCUGAUGCAUUACUUCUAGCUCUUAAACUAAGAGAAAAACUAUCUGAUGACAACAGAUCAUUCGGGAACCUUUUGCCAAAUCCAUACAGUUCUAGCUCAAUGUUCUCUCCUGAACAUCUAUCCAUUCUUUCAAGUUGCCUAAAGGAGUCAACAUUUUGUCAGCCUCGAGUUCAUGGAGUGUGGCCUGUUUUAGUGAAUAUUCUUUUACCUGAUGUUGUCCCAGAAGGCACUGAUUCAUCAACAGGAUUAAACUCUACAAAGAAGCACAAAAAGAAACCCAAAUCGAGUUCUUAUGAAGAAGAUCUACAAAAAAACCUACAAAAUUUCUGGGAUGUUAUAAUCGAAGGGUCACUUCUUUUAUCCUCUCAUGAUCGAAAACACUUGGUGUUUGAUGUUUUGCUUCUUGUUCUACCAAGACUCCCUGUUUCUUGCAUACCCAUUGUUUUAUCCUACAAGAUUGUCCAAUGUCUAAUUGACAUACUUUCCACAAAGGAUUCAUGGCUUUACAAAUUUGCACAAUACUUUCUUGAAAAGCUGUCAGAUUGGGUCAGCAAUGAUGAUGGAAAACGGGUGGCUGUCACCAUGGCUCUACAAAAACACAGCAACGGGAAAUUCGACUGCAUUACAAGGACUAAAACUGUAAAAGAUCUAAUGUCAGGUUUCACUACUGAACCUGGCUGUAUGCUUUUCAUUAAAAAUCUAAUCGACAUGUUUCUUGAUGUGCGACCUUUAGAAGAACCAUCUGACCAAAGUCAAACAACUGAUGAUAAUUCAGAAAUCGGUUCAAUUGAAGAGAAAGAUGUCACUUCAGAUUUUCUCAAAAGUUGGGUUGUGGACUCUCUUCCAAGUGUUUUAAAACAUGCAAAGCUUGAUAAGACUGAGGAUUCAAACGAGCUGCCUGAAGGUGAAGGAAAGUUUGGUGUUCAGAAAGAAAUCUUGAAGUUUUUAGCUGUUCAGGGGUUGUUCUCUUCAUCUUUAGGGACUGAAGUGACUUCAUUUGAGUUGGAUCAGAAGUUUAGAUGGCCAAAAGCAGCAACUUCAAGUUCUCUUUGCAGGAUGUGUAUUGAACAGCUGCAAUUACUUUUGGCCAAUGCCCAAAAAGGAGAAUGGCCUCAUACAGUUACAAGUGGGAAAGAAGCUAAUGAUCUUGGUUCUUAUUUCAUGAAAUUUCUCAGUGUUUUGCGCAACAUUCCAUCUGUAUCUCUCUUUAGGUCAUUGAGUGAUGAAGAUGAAAAGGCUUUCAAGAAAUUGCAAGCCAUGGAAAAUUGGCUUUCCAAAGAGGAAAGGAAUUGUGGGAUGAGUGCAGAUGCUCACAGAUUGCAUGCAUUGAGGUACUUACUCAUCCAAUUGCUGCUCCAAAUCCUACUCAGACCAGGGGAAUUCUUUGAAGCUGCUUCUGAAAUCAUAAUUUGCUGCAAAAAAUUCUUCCCAUCACCCGAUCUUCUUGAUUCAUCUGGAGAAGAUGAAGCAGAUGCAGAUGGUGAUGAUGCACCUGUGUUAAUGGAUGUAUUUGUUGAUACACUCUUAUCAUUGCUUCCUCAAUCAUCAGCUCCCAUGCGAUCUUCCAUUGAACAGGUUUUCAAAUACUACAGUGAUGAUGUGACAGACGAUGGUUUACUCCGAAUGUUAAAAGUUAUAAAAAAAGAUUUAAAACCCGCAAGGCGUCAAGAUUCCGAUACUGAAAAUGAUGAUGACACUGAUGACGAUGAUCUUCUAGCAAUCGAAGAAGCUGAAGAUUCCGAUGAAGCCGAAACCGGUGGUGAAGUUGCUGAUGACCAAUCCGAAGAGUCUGAGGGAAUCGCUGAUUCCGCCGGAAAAGGAGAUUCUGAUUCCGAUUCCGACGGUGGAAUGGACGAUGAAGCCAUGUUUAGAAUGGAUUCGUAUCUGGCUCAGAUCUUUAAAGAGAAACGAAACCAAGCGGGAGGGGAAACUGCUCAUUCUCAGCUUGUUCUUUUCAAACUCCGUGUUCUUUCCUUGCUUGAAAUCUACCUCCAUGAGAAUCAAGGUAAACAACAAGUAUUGAAGGUGUUCACAAAUCUUGCACAAGCAUUCGUGAACCCCAAUACAACUGAAGGAAGUGAACAGCUAGGUGACAGGAUCUGUAAAAUCAUGGAACACAAAAUCUUCAAAGCAAAACAUUAUCCAAAAGACGAAUCUGUUCAGCUAUCACUUCUCGAGCCUCUACUUGAAAAGAAUCUAAAAUUGGCAUCAAAACCUUUCAAAAAGAAGAAAUCAGCAAUCACUCCAUCAAAAAAGAAACAAUCAGCUUCGUUUCAACGUUAUAGAAAGAUUGUGAAUCUCGCCCAGAAUUCAAUCUACUGGAUCUUGAAGAUCAUUGAUUCUAGAAGCUUCAAGGAAGAUGAAUUGGAGAAAGUGUUUGAGAUCUUCAAAGGGGCUUUAACCCGUUAUUUCGAUGGGAAAAACUCGAUGCUCAAGUUGAAUUUCUUGAAGGAGAUUUUCAGGAGGUGGGCGUGGAUCGGGAGACGUUUUUUUGGGUUUUUAGUUGAGAAAUGUGGAGGGGCGAAAUCGAAAUUUCGGAGAGUUGAAGGGCUGGAUUUGGUGUUGGAGAUUUUGAAGCCUUUGAACAUUGAAGGAAGCGAUGUUGGAAAGAAGAUGGUGAGUAAACAUAUGUCUGAAAUUUGUGUUUUGAUUAAGGAAUUGGUGAUGAAUAUGCCUGAAAAGCAAUCCAAAAGGGCGGAAGUCAGAAAGUUUUGUGGGAAAUUAUUUACAAUUUUCACUAAUUUAAAGUUAUCUGCUAAGUUUCUUGAGUCUUUGGAUCCGGAAGUUUGUGUGGCGUGUGAGGGGCAAAUUGGUAAAGUGUUUCUUGAUUUGAAGAAACAACAAGUUUAGGGUAGGGUUCUUGAAAAAGAUUUGGAUUUGUUGUGAUAGAGAUGAAGCUAAAGUGUGAGAUUUUAGAGCUUCAUAAAAUUUUGAAGGGAUCUUUUUAUGUUUGUUUUAUUUUUAAGAAACUUUAUAUUCUGGAAUCAUUAUACGAAAUGUUUGCAGUUGCUUAGUUUUA